Messenger RNA from Drosophila biarmipes, 7828 nucleotides. RefSeq lists its product as uncharacterized. Gene Ontology annotation, biological process: cell fate commitment; regulation of transcription by RNA polymerase II. The record is from RefSeq and is a predicted model, not a curated record. Lineage: Eukaryota; Metazoa; Arthropoda; Insecta; Diptera; Drosophilidae. Gene Ontology annotation, molecular function: histone deacetylase binding; DNA-binding transcription repressor activity, RNA polymerase II-specific; RNA polymerase II cis-regulatory region sequence-specific DNA binding. Bases 1017 to 4661 code for a protein of 1214 amino acids. The transcript has 6 exons. Gene Ontology annotation, cellular component: cytoplasm; nucleus.
GCGCGCUCACCUUGAAUGAAAGUUCUGGCCUGUUGCGCUCAGCGCGGGAGAGCGAGAGCGCGAUAGGGGCGGAUAGGGAGAAAGAGAAAGAGACGGGGAGAGAGCUGGGAGAGCCAUGAGAUCUGAUCAGUGUAAAUGGCAGUGCGAUCAAGAACCUGAGACACCUGAGCUGCUCUCUACCUGUGCGCCGGUGUGUGUGCGUGCUCCUGUCCGUGUGUUCGAAGAGAAAGAAGAGAGUGCUGGGCGUGCUGGUGUGUGCGUAAGGCCGUGUAAUGAAAUGCUGAAAAGUCUAUCUGUCUGCGCAGUCGCUGCUCUGCCGCUGCCGCUGCCUUCAGAAGCCUCUAACGACAUCGACAUUGAAGUCGCACCGCGACUCAUCCGUAGUUUCAGUUUCCCGUAAGCAACAAAACGAUCGAGACAUGAUUUCGUAAGACGCACGCGUUACGCUUCUACUUGCUUCAAGACAGCAAAGAGACCACUGAUCCACCAGACUCUGCAACACACACCCACCCACUAAAAGAUCUGAAAUUAGCAAUACCCAGAAGCUCUAACCCCCUUCGAAGUGUUUUGUGUGCAUCAAAAAUUGACAAAAGUGACGUCCACCUAGACUGCCCUUAGAAAUGCAAAUUAAAUUCCCACUAGACCUAAGCAAAUUAGUUCAAUCCCCCAGCCAGUGCAUUUGUGUUCCAAGAAUAUAGUUUGCUAACUAUAUUCGAAAAGUUCAAGAAUAACAAAGUGUCUAUUACAAUUGAAACUUAAACAGCCAGCCACCACUUUUCGGCUUCGGAUUGGAUUUAUUGCGUAAUGGAUUUACAUUUAGCCGCAACAUUAGCAGCAACCUCAGCAACACGGAACGGAUAUGCAUUUAAACACUGAACAUGAUCAAGUGAAACUUCAACCACAAACAACUAGCAGAAUAAGCAGCAACCACUGAAACCCCUAUAUAUAUAUUCAUAUAUAUAUAUUAACCAGCAUAUAUAUAGCGUUAGCUGAGCAACAAUCUAGCUAUAGUCGCCAUGCAUGGACAUCACAACCACAACCAUCUGCAGCAGCAGCAGCCACAGAAUCCGCAGGAUCAGCAGCCGGGAGCCAUCAUGAAGGCAGCCAACCAUCCGCAGCCCCACCACCCACUCAGCCACCCACAUCCGCACCAGCAGCACCCCCACGCCCAGCCACAUCCGCAUCCCCAUCCACACCACAAGCUGUCGGCGAGAAGGGCGCGCAGUCGCAGUCGAAGUCGCAGUCCGUCGCCGGAUGGCAACCAGGACUACGAUGUGACCCGGAUGCGGGAGGAGGACUUCCAGCGGCUGGCCGUCUACCUGGUGCCGGAUGUCCAGGCGGAGCGGGGACUGCCCAACCGGGCGGACAAGACGCUGCCGCGCAGCCUGACGCUCAAGUCAUCCAUGGUCUACUCAACGCCAAAUGUUAAGACUGAAGGAGUUUGGAGCAGCGGGGUCAUCCCACGUGGCACUCGCUUCGGCCCAUUCGAAGGCAUUCCAACCUCAAACUAUCCCAAUGAUAAGAAUAAGGCUCGCUAUUUCUGGCGGGUGCAGGGAACACGCCACAUAACUUACGGGAAUAUUAAGAUCUUCAAGGACGACGACUACUAUUAUCUGGAUGGCUCGGAUCGCUCGCAGUCCAAUUGGAUGCGCUACGUGGCGUCCGCGUACAGUCUGUCCGUGAUGAACCUGGUGGCGUGCCAGCACCAGGAGAACAUCUACUUCUACACCACCCGCGACAUUCUGCCCAACGAGGAGCUGAUGGUGUGGUACUGCAAGGACUUCGCCAGUCGCCUGGGCUACGACGUGGAUCCCGAGACGACGAUCUUCGGCGCCUGCAAGCAGGCGGUGGAGGCGGAAGAGGAGGUCGACGAGGAGGAGGAGGAGGCGGAGGGCGAGGAUGGCAAGCCGCGAUACUCGAUGCCUGCCCCGGAAAUUCCCGCCGAUGUGGCCGUGAGUCACAUCACCUACGUCAUGGGUCUCCAUCUGCCGGUGGGAGCGGGAAAUGGCGCAGCGAAUGGUGCGGUUUCUGUUUCCGGUGCCACCCCUCCGCCCCCCACUGCCACGCAAUGCUGCCGCCGCUCCAGUCCACCCGCCCAUGUCAGCACCACCACCUCCGCCUGCAACUCCCACCACCCACACAUCCAGCAUGGACGCCACGCCUCCGUGAUCAUCGGCCAGGAUCGAUCGCCUCUGGCCAGCAGCGACAAGGACACGGCGGGCUCCCCCCUCUCCGGCCUGGACCACCAGAUGACCCCGCAGGAUGGCAGCGUGCGAUCGGUGCGAUCGGAUGAGGGCUACCACAGCAACGAGUGCCACGAGGAUGGACUCACGCCGCCCGAGGAUUCCAGCGACAGCGAGAGUGAGCACAACUAUGUGCUGGACUGUUCGAAGAAGGCGAUCGCCCCCAAGGAGACGGUGAUUGCCCAGGCCCAGAAGCCCAGCAGUUCGCCACCGGCUGUGGUUAUGGCCAACACCACCACUAGUGCGAUCAACAGCCAUAGCUCGCCCACGGCCACGCCCAUUUGCGAGUCGGACAAGAACGAGUACAGGAAGUUCAAGGUGAAGAUGCCGCUGAAGUACGAGUUCAAGAACAAGAGCUGCGUGAAGCAGGAGCCCAGUCUGAAGGAGGUGGAUCAGGAGAUGUCCCUGCCGCAGGAGGAGGAGGAGGAGCAAGUGAUGCACCCGGAACCCGACUCCAUUUGCCCCUCGACCACCACCCACCUGGGCGAUGAGCAUAUGCUGAUGAUGGAGAGGGAGCGGGAGAGGCAGAGGGAAAGAGAGCAGGAGAGGAUUCAGGAGCGCGAGCAAUCGAACCAGCAGCCCGCCUCCUCCACGGUCAUUGUCCUGGAACACAAUUCCGGUGGCCAGGCCCGCACCAUUGUCCCACUGAGCAAACCCUACUACGAACCAGAUCCCCCGGGCGAACGCUAUCUGCGAUUUGGCCAGCCCUCGUCGAGCAUCCUGGAGACCAUCCUGACCAGCCAGCAUCGUCUGGAGGCGGCGGCAGCAGCGGCCAAUGCCUGUCGGCAGGCCAAUGCGGCCACGCCCCCUCCCACCUCGCCCACGGAGAUGGCCUACAGCUACAAGAAGUCCCAGCGAUAUGGCAAUGCGGUGAGUCCGGACAGCAGCUCCAACCUGGGCCAGAAUCCCGAGCAGCUCUCCUCGUCGGCCGUGGUGGUGGGUGAUCAGGAAAUGACCAGAGCCACCCUGAUCAAGGGAGAGUGCUCCCCACCACCGCCCAGCCACCAUCACCACAACGUGAUCUUCUCACCCUCGAGGCAUGCGGCGUACUUGGGAGCCGGCGAGGCGGGUGGUCACUCACCAAGUCCGGGAUAUCCUGGUUACCCCCACUACGGAGCAGCAGCCACCUCGACCUUCCACUCGCCGCCGCACAGUUCCCAUUCCCCCUUCGACCGCCAGUCGAAUGCCUCGAGCGGAGCGGGCUCCGCCUCCAACUUGCAUUUGUUGCAGACCAGCACCCAGAUGCUGAAUCACCCGCUGAUGCAGCCGCUCACCCCGCUGCAGCGCCUGUCGCCCCUGAGGAUCUCGCCGCCCAGCAGCCUGAGUCCCGACGGCAACUCCUGCCCGCGCAGUGGCAGCCCGCUGAGCCCCAACUCCCUGGCCUCCAGGGGCUACCGAUCGCUGCCCUAUCCCCUGAAGAAGAAGGACGGCAAGAUGCACUACGAGUGCAACGUGUGCUGCAAGACCUUCGGGCAGUUGAGCAACCUCAAGGUCCAUCUGCGUACCCAUUCCGGCGAAAGACCCUUCAAGUGCAAUGUGUGCACGAAGAGCUUCACCCAGUUGGCGCACCUGCAGAAGCAUCACCUGGUGCACACGGGCGAGAAACCGCAUCAGUGCGACAUCUGCAAGAAGCGAUUCUCGAGCACCUCCAAUCUGAAGACUCACCUAAGGCUCCACAGUGGCCAGAAGCCGUAUGCCUGCGACCUGUGCCCCCAGAAAUUCACGCAGUUUGUGCAUCUCAAGCUGCACAAGAGGUUGCACACGAACGACAGGCCGUACGUGUGCCAGGGGUGCGACAAGAAGUACAUCAGUGCAUCGGGCUUGAGGACCCACUGGAAGACCACCAGCUGCAAGCCCAACAACCUGGAGGAGGAGCUGGCCAUGGCAGCAGCGGCUACCUCGGAGUGUUUGGAUAAAGACCAUCCCGAGCCGGACUCCCGAGAAGCCUACGAGCAGCUGACGCAGCACAUGCAUCCUGGUGUGCACCCGGGACUGAGACAUCUCUCGAAUGGAGGACAAUCGCCACCACGCCUGAUACCCCUGGGCAACCACAUGGCGCCGCAGCAGCCACAGCAGCCGCACCAGCAGCAGCAACAUCAGCAGCCACCGCCCCACCUGCUGAUGGCCCAGCACUCGGUGGGUCCGGCCCCCAUGCUACUGACCACCGCCAGUCAGCUGCCUCCGCCGCCGCCGCACCACCAGCAGAACUCGCCCAGCCGCCUGCUGCAACACGGCCACCCACAUCCGCUGCAAUUGCAGCAGCAACAGCAACAGCAGCAGCAGCAACACUCGCCCAAGGGACUCAAAUCCCUGCCGGAGUCGGGGGCGUAUCUGCAUGGCCAGCACGUGCAGGCCCAGGAGAGCAGGCCGUCGGUCAUCGAGUCCUCCAACCAGCCCAUGAUCAUCGAGUGCACGUAGGCGAUGUGCGACAUGGCACACCACAAAGGCAAGCAGCAGCUGCAGACCAGAGGAAGUGAUGGAAUCCAAGUGCAAUAAAAUCAAAUAGAGUUAAGAACAGACAGGCGGACAGACAGACGGUACCCCCAAAAACAAAAGCAGCACAAGUAAACGUAGAGUAUUAUUAAAUAGUUGUAUAUAGUUCAAGAUCCCCCGUAAAUUUUGAUCCCCCGCCCCCAACUGAAAUUGAUAACUCAUUUCGCGCUAUGAAAACUAGAUCUCACCAAUUGGCAAUCCCAUGAAUUCUUCUUCUCAUCAUUAUCAGCAUGGCAGGAGAGCACUAAAGGCAUAUUAUUUUUGAUAAAUAUUUUAUAUAUACACACCGUGCAGCGGAAAGGACGUGUAGAAAUUGGUCAACAGGAAGCGAUUGUUAAGGGGAGAAUAAACGGAGCCGGCAGCAGAAGAGAAUUUGCGGAAAACCGAGACGAGAGAGAAAAUGCAUUUAGUUUUGACUUUCGAUGAUUUUCCAGUUCUGAUUUGUUCUCUCACCCCCUCUGUUUGUUUGUUUGUUUGUUGAGGCGCGCACCCUUAGACGUAGGCUACACAAAAGUUACAAGUUAGAGGAUACAUAAGGAUACAUUUACACAUACAAUACAUAGAUUCAAGUUGCCUUAUUUGAAUUUCGUUAGCACUGAUAGACCCGCGAUAAAGCCGUAACCGAAAACAUUUGCUUAGAGUCGAUCACCUCUGGACAGUAGGAACAGGCGUGAGAAGCUUAUAUACGUAUUUUAUAUAUGAAUAUAUCAUUAUUAUACAUACGGAUAUAUAUAUAUUUAUAUGUAUUUUAUUAAAUAUACACAACCGGAACAGCAGCAACAAACAAAGGAUAACAUGAUAGCAAAACUGUACAUAGGAGGACCUUAUUUCGGCAUCUGUUGAACUAGUAUCGCCUAGCUAUAGAUAACUACGUAGACCACUAGGGGUUACCAUUACCAUUAUCAUUAUUAUGAUUACUAUGAUUAUUACGAAAAAGAACACAUACAAACUAAGCAACAAACGAAAAAAACGUAAAGAAAACUUAGCUGAAAAUCGGUGCUUUUGACUGUUUCCAUUUGUCCACAUUUACAUUUACGAUUGUAUUUGUAUUUCGAAACAUAUGAAUUAUAUUGUAAACACACUAAAUAUAUAUAAAUAUAUACACGUUAGAAUAACACUCUAGGAUACUUCCCCCCAAAAACACUACUUUGCGCCUUAAUCAUUCAACCUUCCUCCAACUCCCUUAACCACAAACAAAACCGAAUCCAAAAAAUUUGCUCGUAUUGUACUUUACCAAAAUUACGCUCUCAAUUAGUCUUCGUUUUCGUCUGAAUAUUAUAUAUGAAAUCUUUAGCUAAACAUAAGCUUAUAAUCUUAAUGAGGCUGACUAGCUUUAAGUAUCGAUAUAACUCUAUUUAGCGCCUAUUAUAGAGCUAGCCACUAAGGUCUGUAUAUUAAAGGCUGGGCCCCGAGCUCGGCCUCGAUCUGUAAGACACAACACCAAUUCGUAAUGUUAAGUAUUUGUCUUGUAAAGUACUAGAUGCGGGGGUGGGGAGUUCGGGGAGAUUCUCAAGAAUCCCGACAAUUGAGACUAAGACUAUGCAAAAGUUUUUGUAUUUUUGUAUUUGAUACAAAGCAAGCAGGAGCUAGGAGAAGUGCGACGAUGAGAUGUUUUAGCCACGUAAGGUCUAUGCUAAGCUAGCCCUAAGAUUUCUAAGCAUAUGCAAUAUUUAUAUAUAUACGCAUAAUAUUUCUAAAGAACGCAGAACGCAGAAAAGAUGAGACAUGCCUACAUACAUGGAAAAUAUAAAAGAAGAUAAUCAAAAUUAUACAAAAACACAAAAUUGAUUUUUUAUUUCUCGUUUGGUUUUAAUCUCACGUUUGUUGGUUGUGCAAUCAUCUAUUUAUUUAUUGUUUCAUUUUGUGCAAUACUUCGCGAACUUGUCUUUUCAUAUUGUUUGGCCAUUACUUUAUAGACUUGCAAUUUUCUCAACAGUUACAGAAAUCGACUAAAAUAAGAGACAUACAUAAUACUUUCCUAUUUGUGAGACUGAAUGAAUUACUAUAUAUACAAUACUCGUAACUCAUAGAAAAGACACCCAGGCCCGGCAGUAGGCGCUUUCUAUAGGGGGACUGCUGUUGGCUUGAGGGACCCCAGACAUUUCGAUAUAUACUUUACCGAACCUUUUGUUUGAGCAAGCAUUGUAAUAUACUACGAUACGAAUACGGAUACAUCUAGGUAUAUAGAUAUAUAUUUAUACAAGGCACACAUAAAUACGUAGUCGUAGAGAGCUAUAGCUAUAGCUAUUUAGACAUACGAACAACCAAUGGCCUAUGGUUAAAGCGCCCAACUUUGUACAGCAAUUGAAAUCUGUUUCAGGAUUCAAGGAACGUGACGACACAACGUAAAUUUAAAUGGAGAAUAAAUGACUGCUUCUUAGUGUUAUAAGUGACUCUGAUUUAGGUCGAACACACUCACACACCCACACACUCACUCACACACACACAAAUGAUUCAAGGAUCAAUUCUAGAAAUCAAAUCCAAAUAUAUAUUCCAUUAUAUAUUCAAUAAGUCUAUCGUAAACCUUUAUUGCAAUCAAUAUUUCAAAUGUAUGAAUCUAUAUAAUUACAAUUAUCUAUAAUUCAGCCCUAUAUAGAUCGUGUAGAGCCUUUGUUAUACAAGUAUGUCCUAUGAAAUUGUUUCCCCCACUCUCUCUCAUAAACACAAAAUGUACAAAAUUGGUUCUCAUAAAUAAUUACAAAUUAGAAAAGGAAACAACAAAAACGCAGCGAAUUUUAUUUGCAAUCAGCGCUAAGCCCAAUUGAAAUUGCAAUUAAAACUAAUCAUUUUUAAAUUCGAGAUGGAGAUUGAGUUUCUGUUUAAGCCCACUUGAAAAAAAAUGUUGAUUUUUACGAGCCUCGAGAUAUGUACACGCUUAUAUAUCACUCACCUCUUAUACCACAAUAAACGAAAUAAUUGACUAUAUGCAUAUUUAUACGCCAAUUACAUGCGAAACUUCUAAGAAAAUAAAAGUUUAACAACCAAAUUGAGCAGAAAACAAGAAUUAUCUAAUUAUUUGAAUGCAACUUAAAUUCCUAUUAAUUAUAUAUGAAAUAUCUCUAUAAAAUAUCUCUAAAGAAUCACAAUUAAUA